Molecule: messenger RNA, 1992 nt
Organism: Papaver somniferum (opium poppy)
Lineage: Eukaryota; Viridiplantae; Streptophyta; Magnoliopsida; Ranunculales; Papaveraceae
Product: trimethylguanosine synthase-like
Exons: 7
Coding region: 243-1490 (415 amino acids)
Biological process (GO): 7-methylguanosine cap hypermethylation; 7-methylguanosine RNA capping
Cellular component (GO): nucleus
Molecular function (GO): RNA cap trimethylguanosine synthase activity
Source: RefSeq, a predicted model, not a curated record
AGAUAAUCUCUAGCCUACCCGGUACUUGCUACUGGAAAAAAGUUUUUGGUUUUGGUUUGGUCAAUCUAGAAUUAUCAUGGACUAUUUAGGGUUAUCUCAGGUCGAAACGCUUCAGUUCUCACCUUAACCGUGCAAAUCGCAGCAAAUACUUGAGGGAUAUCGUAAUCCGUCCAAGUUCGUCUCUUAGACUCUUCACUUCCCGCUCAAUUUGAGAGAAGGUAAAGUCGGAGAGAGAUUCCGAAAUGGGAAAAGCAGGGCGAAUCAGUCGUGGAAGAAAAAUGAGAAGGCGUAUCAAAAUCAAACAGCUAGUGAAGUCGACGGCUACGAUCGGAUUAGAUAGCAUGAUCAUAAGUCCAGUUGUAAAGAAGUAUUGGUUUCAAAGAUAUAAUUUGUUUUCGUUGUAUGAUGAGGGUAUUCAAAUGGAUGAAGAAGGAUGGUAUUCAGUAACUCCUGAAGAGAUUGCUAUUAAACAUGCUGAAAAAGCUGCUGCUACUGCUGCUGGUGGUGGUGGUGUCAUUAUUGAUUGUUUCUCUGGUGUUGGUGGUAAUUCCAUUCAAUUUGCAAAAAAGUGUUCCAACGUUAUUGCCAUUGAUAUUGAUCCUCAAAAAGUUGCAUUAGCUAAUAGUAAUGCAAAGAUAUAUGGAGUUGAGGAAUAUAUUGAUUUUGUUGUUGGAGAUUUUUUUCAACUUGCUUCAUCCCUUAAGGGAGAUGUGGUGUUCCUUUCCCCACCAUGGGGUGGUCCAACUUAUACUACUGUUGAGAAAUUUACCCUUGAUCUACUGCAGCCAAAAGAUGGGUACUCAAUAUUCCAAGCAGCUCAGAAGAUAACACCUAAUAUCAUAAUGUUUCUACCUCGUAAUGUGAAUCUACAUCAAGUGGAGGAGCUAUCUUGGUUAUCAUCUCCACCGCUUAAUCUUCAGAUUGAAGAGAACUACGUAGAAGGGCGUUUAAAGGGUAUAACUGCUUACUUUGGCGAUACUGCAUCCACGAGCACCGAGUUAUGGAAGUCAGACGAACCUGAUGCAAAGCGUCUAAUGGUCACUAAGGGUUCUCGACCCCCUUUGGAUCAUUCUGGUGAUGGUUUCAAGGCUAGGACACCUAAUCCCAUUGAUGGAGCAGAGGUUGUAAAGUCCAUAUCAGAAAGCGCAGGGACAAAUCUUGUCAAACCUUCCUAUGGAGUGACAAACACCUCCAACCACACUUUGUGUGGGAAUGCCGACAUUAACGCGUUUCUUGACUUUCAAGGCGCUGAUUUAAGCAAGGAGCGCCGAACUGCUGUGUAUAAGUCAUUACGUGAAGGUGUACCAGUUUUGGGUUCAUCCAGAUCUUGCAGACUUGUACAAGAUGAUGAUCGUAUUGGCAUGCGGCCACAUUCCCUCAUUGGCUGUUGUCAAGAGCGCAGAGGUUCUUGUCAUUCUAACACACAAUCUUCUGAAAGUAAUCCGCGACAUGCGUUAUGCAGAGGAGGCAGGGGUAGUGACUUUAUCUGAAGAUACCAUUGCUCAUUGGAAGGACAAGGUUGAGGAUGCCGAGAGCUUGAAGUUCAAUGUAGGGUGGGUGCGCGAGGUUUUUGAUGGCCUCAAGACAAGAAGGGAGUCUGGAAGAUCCCUGGGUUCAAUUAUAGAGCGUCUCAGGCUAGAGGUGGAUACUGCUAAAAAAGAUGUUCGCGUCCUUAGUUUGAAGACGAGAAGUGCACAUGCUGCGAUGGUGAAGGCGUGCGUUGAUGCUGGCAAAGCUCGGAAUGCCCACAAUGAGGGCAAAAAAAUUCUGAGUCGUCUCCAAGCCGCAUUGAAAGAGAAUGAAGAAAAGUUUGUAAAGUCUUACAAGCACCGACCCAGAGAGGGCAUGGUCCAGAACUUGAGGAAUUAUUUUUGUCUUUAAGAAUCUGCUCUCUCUACUUUCAGCCAUUGUUCCAUGUAAAUUCAGGGCUCAUAUAAUCUUCUUUUGUUCGCUUAAUGUUAAUCUGGUUAAUUACUUGAAGCAAUUUACUUC